AUGCUGCCAACAGCCAAGGCUCGUGAGUGGCAACAGUUGCAAUCCAAGAAGUAUGCAGAGAAGACAAAAUUCGGUUUUGUGGACACACAGAAGGAGGAUAUGCCUCCAGAACAUGUCCGCAAGAUCAUACGAGAUCAUGGUGACAUGACAAACCGAAAAUUUCGUCACGACAAGCGAGUCUAUCUUGGUGCCCUCAAGUAUAUGCCACACGCAAUUCUGAAAUUACUCGAAAAUAUGCCCAUGCCCUGGGAACAAAUCCGCGACGUCAAGGUCCUUUAUCACAUAACGGGUGCAAUCACGUUUGUGAAUGAAAUUCCAUGGGUUGUCGAGCCCAUCUACAUUGCUCAGUGGAGCUCUAUGUGGAUCAUGAUGCGUCGCGAAAAGCGAGAUCGCCGUCACUUUAAGAGGAUGCGAUUCCCACCUUUCGACGAUGAAGAGCCGCCUCUUGAUUAUGCUGACAACAUUCUCGACGUUGAACCCCUAGAACCCAUUCAGAUGGAUCUUGAUCCCGAAGAAGAUGGUGCGAUCGCGGAAUGGUUCUAUGACCGCAAACCUCUUGUAGAAACGCCAUACAUAAACGGUACCACAUAUAGACGUUGGAACAUCCCUCUCCCGAUCAUGUCUAACCUCUACCGUCUCGCUAACUGUUUAUUGACUGAUCUGGUGGACGACAACUAUUUUUAUCUGUUCGACCUGAAGUCAUUUUUUACAUCUAAGGCCUUAAAUGUUGCGAUUCCCGGCGGACCUAAGUUUGAACCUCUCGUGAAAGAUAAAAAUCUUGAUGAUGAGGACUGGAAUGAAUUUAAUGAUAUCAACAAGAUCAUUAUUCGUCAGCCCAUCAGGACGGAAUACCGGAUCGCGUUUCCGUAUCUGUACAAUAGCUACCCUUUCCAAGUGCAUCUAUCUUGGUAUCAUUAUCCUAAUGUCCUGUUCAUAAAAACGGAGGAUCCCGACCUUCCGGCAUUUUAUUUUGAUCCGUUGAUCAAUCCAAUUUCCCAGCGCCACGCUGUUAAAGUCCCUGAAGCUCAUAUUGACGAGGAUCCCGACGAGGACUUCACCCUCCCAGAGGACUUUCGAUCGUUUAUGAGUGACACUCCCCUCUACACUGAUAAUACGGCUAAUGGAAUAGCACUACUCUGGGCACCUAGGCCAUUUAAUCUCCGAUCCGGUAGUAGUCGUAGAGCUCUAGAUGUUCCUCUGGUGCAAAGUUGGUAUCUAGAACACUGCCCUUCGGGAAUGCCGGUUAAAGUUCGGGUUUCGUACCAAAAACUCCUCAAAUACUUCGUUUUAAAUGCCCUGCACCAUCGGAAGCCGAAGCCCAUGAAGAAAAGAUAUCUGUUCCGAUCGUUUAAGUCGACUAAGUUCUUUCAAACCACUACCCUUGACUGGGUGGAGGUGGGUCUCCAAGUCUGUCGCCAGGGCUACAAUAUGUUGAAUCUUCUAAUUCACCGAAAAAACCUCAACUACUUGCAUUUGGACUAUAACUUCAACUUAAAGCCUGUGAAAACUCUUACCACAAAGGAACGUAAAAAGUCACGCUUCGGUAAUGCCUUCCAUUUGUGUCGAGAGAUCCUCCGUUUGACAAAACUCGUCGUGGACAGUCAUGUGCAGUAUCGCCUAGGGAACGUUGAUGCUUAUCAGCUGGCUGAUGGUCUGCAGUACAUCUUUUCCCAUGUUGGUCAACUGACUGGGAUGUACCGUUACAAAUACAAGCUGAUGCGGCAGAUUCGCAUGUGCAAGGACCUCAAACAUCUGCUUUACUACCGCUUCAACACUGGUCCGGUUACCAAGGGUCCGGGCGUCGGAAUGUGGGCUCCUGGUUGGCGUGUCUGGUUGUUCUUUAUGCGCGGCAUUACUCCACUUUUGGAGCGUUGGCUUGGCAAUCUGCUUUCCCGACAAUUUGAGGGUCGACACUCAAAGGGCGUUGCGAAGACAGUGACUAAACAGCGCGUUGAGUCUCACUACGAUCUAGAGCUUCGCGCGGCAGUAAUGCAUGAUAUUAUCGAUAUGAUGCCUGAAGGCAUCAAGCAGAACAAGGCAAGAACUAUUCUGCAGCACUUGAGUGAGGCUUGGCGAUGCUGGAAGGCAAAUAUCCCGUGGAAGGUACCAAAUAUGCCGAUGCCCAUUGAGAAUAUGAUCCUUCGUUAUGUCAAAGCUAAAGCUGAUUGGUGGACUAACACAGCACACUACAAUCGUGAACGUAUUCGUCGUGGAGCGACAGUUGACAAGACUGUGUGCAAAAAGAACUUAGGCCGCCUCACUCGUCUGUAUCUGAAAGCUGAGCAAGAACGACAACACAACUACUUGAAGGAUGGUCCGUAUAUUACUGCCGAAGAGGCUGUGGCAAUUUACACCACUACAGUCCAUUGGCUGGAAAGUCGACGAUUUUCACCUAUCCCAUUCCCUCCGUUGAGCUACAAGCACGACACCAAAUUGCUGAUUCUCGCUCUUGAACGACUUCGUGAGUCGUACAGCGUUAAAAACCGUCUAAAUCAGUCUCAACGAGAGGAGCUUGGACUGAUUGAACAAGCAUAUGAUAACCCGCACGAGGCUCUUAGCCGCAUUAAACGCCACCUCCUAACACAGCGUGCAUUCAAGGAGGUGGGCAUCGAAUUCAUGGACCUCUAUAGUCAUCUUGUACCGGUAUAUGACGUGGAGCCUCUGGAAAAGAUCACUGACGCUUAUUUAGAUCAGUAUCUCUGGUAUGAAGCUGACAAGCGACGACUAUUUCCACCAUGGAUUAAACCUGCUGACUCCGAACCACCUCCACUUUUGGUUUACAAGUGGUGUCAGGGUGUAAAUAACCUAAAGGAUGUGUGGGAGACUGCCGAUGGCGAAUGCAACGUCCUUCUGGAGACGCGCUUCGAAAAGGUCUACGAAAAAGUCGACUUGAAUCUGCUCAAUCGCCUUCUUCGUCUGAUCGUCGACCAUAAUAUUGCGGACUACAUGACGACUAAAAAUAAUGUGGUCAUCAAUUAUAAAGACAUGAACCACACAAACAGCUAUGGCAUCAUCCGUGGACUUCAGUUCGCUUCAUUCAUCAUGCAGUACUAUGGCCUUGUUCUCGACCUGCUUGUACUGGGCUUGGAAAGAGCGUCUGAAGUUGCCGGACCAACGCAGAUGCCCAACGACUUCUUGCAGUACCAGGACACUGCAACUGAAAUUGCACAUCCCAUUCGGUUGUACACACGUUACGUUGAGCGUUUUUGGAUGUUCUUCCGUUUCACGGCCGAAGAAGCUCGUGAUCUGAUCCAGCGCUACCUUACCGAACACCCAGACCCCAACAACGAAAAUAUUGUGGGUUAUAACAACAAAAAGUGUUGGCCCCGGGACAGUCGAAUGCGUCUAAUGAAGCAUGACGACAAUCCAAAUUUGUUGUUCGCUAUGUGCGGCUUCGAGUGUCGCAUUUUGCCCGCUUGCCGGAUGCCAAGCCAGGCCAAUAGUGCAAAUCUACCCAGUGGUGUCUGGCAUCUACAGAAUGAGGUGACGAAAGAGCGGACUGCCCAGUGCUACUUACGAGUAGACGAAGAGUCUAUGCAGAAGUUCCACAAUCGUGUACGUCAGAUUCUGAUGGCCUCCGGUUCAACCACUUUUACCAAGAUUGUGAACAAGUGGAACACUGCUCUCAUUGGUCUAAUGACGUACUUCCGUGAGGCCGCAGUUUCAACCGAACCUCUUCUUGACUUGCUAGUGAAGUGUGAAAACAAGAUCCAGACACGUAUCAAGAUCGGCCUUAAUUCCAAGAUGCCUGCCCGAUUUCCUCCAGUUGUCUUCUACACGCCUAAGGAACUUGGUGGCUUGGGCAUGUUGAGUAUGGGACAUGUUUUGAUCCCACAAUCUGAUCUUCGGUGGUCGAAACAGACCGAUGUUGGUAUCACUCAUUUCCGCUCUGGUAUGAGCCACAACGAGGAUCAGGUUAUUCCCAACAUCUAUUCCUACACCCUGACUUGGGAGACUGAGUUCCGCGACUCUCAAAGCGUCUGGGCCGAGUACUCACUGAAACGACAAGAAGCUAAUGCUCAAAACAGACGACUCACCCUGGAGGAUCUGGAAGAUAGCUGGGAUCGUGGUAUUCCUCGCAUCAACACCCUAUUCCAGAAGGACCGACACACCCUGGCCUACGACAAGGGUUGGCGUGUGCGGACCGAAUUCAAGCAGUACCAAGUUCUCAAACAGAAUCCUUUCUGGUGGACUCACCAGCGUCACGACGGAAAAUUGUGGAAUUUAAACAACUACCGAACUGACAUGAUUCAGGCCUUGGGUGGUGUUGAAGGUAUCCUUGAGCACACCCUUUUCAAGGGUACAUACUUCCCAACUUGGGAGGGCUUGUUUUGGGAAAAAGCCAGCGGUUUUGAAGAAUCCAUGAAGUACAAGAAGCUGACCAAUGCUCAACGAUCCGGUCUUAAUCAAAUUCCUAACCGUCGGUUCACCCUCUGGUGGUCGCCUACCAUAAAUCGUGCCAACGUGUACGUCGGUUUCCAGGUGCAGUUGGAUCUCACAGGCAUCUUCAUGCAUGGCAAAAUCCCCACCUUGAAAAUCUCCCUUAUCCAGAUUUUCCGUGCUCACUUGUGGCAGAAAAUCCACGAGUCUGUGGUUAUGGAUUUGUGUCAGGUUUUCGAUCAGGAACUGGACGCGCUAGAAAUUGAAACCGUGCAGAAGGAGACUAUUCAUCCUCGCAAGUCCUACAAGAUGAACUCUAGCUGUGCCGAUAUCCUGCUUUUCGCCUCAUACAAAUGGCCGGUAUCUCGUCCUAGCCUUCUCGCCGAUUCAAAGGAUGUCAUGGAUGGUACAACAACACAGAAGUUCUGGAUUGAUGUGCAACUGCGAUGGGGUGACUUCGAUUCUCACGAUAUCGAAAGAUAUUGUCGAGCCAAGUUCCUGGAUUAUACAACUGAUAACAUGUCCAUUUACCCAUCUCCAACUGGCGUUAUGAUUGCCAUCGAUCUUGCCUACAAUUUGCACAGCGCCUACGGUAAUUGGUUCCCUGGUUGCAAGCCCCUGAUUCAACAAGCUAUGGUGAAGAUCAUGAAAGCCAACCCCGCACUCUAUGUCCUGCGUGAGCGCAUUCGAAAGGCUCUCCAGUUGUACUCCAGCGAACCCACCGAACCCUAUUUAAGUUCACAGAACUACAACGAACUCUUCUCCAAUCAAAUCAUCUGGUUUGUGGAUGAUACCAACGUCUAUCGUGUGACCAUUCAUAAGACCUUUGAGGGCAAUCUCACAACCAAACCUAUCAACGGCGCUAUCUUCAUCUUCAACCCGCGUACGGGUCAAUUGUUCCUGAAGAUUAUCCACACCUCUGUUUGGGCUGGCCAGAAGCGUUUGGGUCAACUGGCAAAGUGGAAAACUGCUGAGGAGGUAGCUGCUCUCAUUCGUUCACUGCCUGUGGAAGAACAGCCAAAGCAGAUCAUUGUUACCCGAAAGGGUAUGUUGGAUCCGCUGGAGGUCCACUUGCUCGAUUUCCCGAACAUUGUCAUCAAAGUAAGUUCUGAAGCCGAGCUCCUAGUUUUUCAUUUCCAAAUUUCCCGAAGAACUUUUUUUUCAAAUGAACAUUUGCAAUUGUUUUGCCUUAAUAGGCUUGUCAAAAAUUGUCUCGGUUCCUGCUGCAAAUAUUGA
Dibothriocephalus latus is the source of this 5616-nucleotide messenger RNA. NCBI's taxonomy places the organism in Eukaryota, Metazoa, Platyhelminthes, Cestoda, Diphyllobothriidea, Diphyllobothriidae. The record is from the annotation of a GenBank genome assembly.